Molecule: messenger RNA, 1520 nt
Organism: Salvelinus sp. IW2-2015
Lineage: Eukaryota; Metazoa; Chordata; Actinopteri; Salmoniformes; Salmonidae
Product: S-adenosylmethionine decarboxylase proenzyme
Biological process (GO): spermine biosynthetic process; spermidine biosynthetic process
Cellular component (GO): cytosol
Molecular function (GO): adenosylmethionine decarboxylase activity
Source: RefSeq, a predicted model, not a curated record
GUUCCCUUUUCUGCGCUUUACACAGUAUGGCCGGCGAUAUUAGCUAGCACUUGCUUUACAGUAUUCUCUGUAAAAGGGAAGACGGUUAAACCAAGAAAUUACACCUGGAUUGCUAAAGGACUGUACUUAAUAAAUUAUAACGAUCAAACAAGGGCUAAUUCAAUUGAAAACGUAACCGACGUUUAAUUUCUGUUGGUGUCUGUUAACUCACGAUGGAAGCGAACGGUGCACACUUCUUCGAGGGAACCGAGAAGCUGUUGGAGGUGUGGUUCUCCCGACAAGAUGAGAUCAAAGGAACAGGGGACCUCCGUACCAUCCCAAGGUUUGAGUGGGACAAACUUCUGGAGAAUGUGCACUGUUUGAUCAUAAGUGUGACAAAGACCGACAAGCAGGAAGCUUAUAUACUCAGUGAGAGUAGCAUGUUUGUCUCCAAGAGACGUUUCAUUUUGAAGACGUGUGGAACCACCCUCUUACUGCAAGCACUGAUGCCCCUGCUGGAACUGGCCAGGGAGUACUGUGGCUUUGAUGCUAUCGAGAAUUUCUUCUAUUCUCGCAAGAACUUCAUGAAGCCUACCCAGCAGGAGUUCCCUCAUCGGAACUUCCAGGAGGAAGUGGAAUUUCUCAGCCAGAUUUUCCCAAAUGGAGCAGCGUACUGUAUGGGACGUUUGAAUUCUGAUUGCUGGUACCUGUUUACUCUGGAUUUGCCAGAGUUCUGGGAGAACAAGCACGCAGAUCAGACGCUGGAAGUUCUGAUGAGUGACCUUGAUCCAGCAAUUAUGGAUCAGUUCUUCAUGAAAGAUGGUGUUUCUGCAAAUGAUGUCACUCGUAUGAGUGGAAUUCGUGACCUGAUACCAGGUUCUGUGAUUGACGCCACAAUGUUCAACCCUUGUGGAUACUCAAUGAAUGGAAUGAAGACUGACGGAACUUACUGGACGAUCCACAUCACUCCAGAGCCAGAGUUCUCCUAUGUCAGCUUCGAAACCAACCUCUCUCAGACGUCCUACGAUGAUUUGGUCAGGAAAGUUGUGGACAUCUUUAAGCCAGGGAAAUUUGUGACUACGCUGUUUGUUAACCAGAGCUCCAAAUGUCGCAGUGUCUUUUCUUCCGCCCAGAAACUUGAGGGGUACAAGCGCCUCGACCGCCAGUUGGCCCAAUUCAACGAUUACAAUUUUGUCUUUACCAGUUACGCCAAGAGCCACCAGCAGAGUUGAGGAUUAAGAAUGAAAAAGAAGCGAAAAAAGAACCACUGCUGCGUAGCAGGGCUAUGCCCCCGCGGCGGCCAUCUCUCUGCCCGAGCAGAGAGGCACAGUCCCCUUUGCUGCCAUUGUUAUUCAGGAUUUAUUGGUUCCGACGAGGCCACAGGCCCUACUAGUGUAACCUCCAGUUUGAAUUGUUGUACCUAUAACUUAGAUCUCUUGCAUGAAAGCUCUUUUCUCUGUUUAGAUAUUCUAGCUCACUCUUGCUGUGAUCUUGAAGUGCAUGUAGAGGAUUUAAACACUCUCUGUUUGUUGCUGGCCAGC